This is a messenger RNA of Vigna radiata var. radiata (mung bean), 1167 nucleotides long. Its product is annotated as putative serine/threonine-protein kinase-like protein CCR3. The coding region runs from base 1 to 1167 and encodes 388 amino acids. The transcript has a single exon. NCBI's taxonomy places the organism in Eukaryota, Viridiplantae, Streptophyta, Magnoliopsida, Fabales, Fabaceae. Gene Ontology annotation, molecular function: ATP binding; protein serine/threonine kinase activity. The record is from RefSeq and is a predicted model, not a curated record. Gene Ontology annotation, biological process: protein phosphorylation.
AUGGCUGAUAUCGUAGUUGACGCAAGGAGUUUUAGUUGGGCAGUGGACAGUGCCAUAGCGAGUGAGAGUGCGUCAGAUAUGGGAGAAUCUCGUGUCCGCAGUUUUGCUUCGGUAGUGGACAGUGCCAUAAGGAGUAGCAGUGCUACUGAAGCGGAUUUUGAAACAUCCGCCCCUAUCAGUUGUUUUGCUUUUGCUUCUGCGGUGACCCAAAGAAUUGUUGCUGCACGACUAUCACAAGCAGUGUCGGAUGGGAUAGGAUAUGUUCAUACACGAUUAUUCACCCUAGCUGAGCUUAAAGCGGCCACCAACAAUUUCUCACUUCACAACAAGAUUUUUGGUGCUGGAAGCAUUAGUGUUGUGCACAGAGGUAAACUCUUUGAUGGUCGUGAGGUGGCUAUCAAAAGGGCUGAAACCAGUUCUAAGAUGAAGGAGUUUCAAGAGUUAUUUGGCUAUUUAUCCCUUUUGCCCUGCCUACACCAUAAUCACUUGGUUGGGCUAGUUGGAUUCUGUAAAGAGAAAGAUAAAAGGUUCUUGGUGUAUGAGUACAUGAAGAAUGGGGCGUUAUAUGAUCAUUUGCAUGACAAAAAGAAUGUGGACAAGGAGAGCAGUGUGUUGAAUUCUUGGAGAAUGAGGAUCAAGAUUGCUUUGGAUGCUUCCCGGGGAAUAGAACACCUUCAUAAAUAUGUAGUUCCAACUAUUAUUUACAGAGAUAUCAAGUCUUCCAACAUUCUUCUUGAUGCUAAUUGGACGGCAAGAGUAUCUGGUUUUGAAUCGUCGUGUUUCAUGAGUCCAGAAGCUGAGCAUGUUUACACGGAUAUGGUUACCGCAAAGAGGGAUGUGUACGGGCUUGGAGUUGUGCUGCUUGAACUUUUAACAGGAAAGAAAACUACAUUCAAGUAUGGGUCAUAUAGGUGCACACGUAUGGUGAACAUUGCACGACAUGUUAUUUUGGAUGGGAAAAUGGUGAACGUUUUGGAUCCAAGGGUUGGAGCACCCCAUGGAAAUGACGAAGCAGAGGCACUGGAAUUAGUGGCCCAUACAGCGGUCAAUUGUGUAAAUUUGAACAGGAAAGAUAGGCCAACUAUGACUGAGGUAGUGGCCAAUUUGGAGACAGCUUUAUCACUUGCCAGUGAUAACAGAAAAACAGACCAUUUGCACUAUUUAUGA